Molecule: messenger RNA, 1461 nt
Organism: Cannabis sativa
Lineage: Eukaryota; Viridiplantae; Streptophyta; Magnoliopsida; Rosales; Cannabaceae
Product: chloroplast envelope quinone oxidoreductase homolog
Exons: 4
Coding region: 153-1166 (337 amino acids)
Molecular function (GO): oxidoreductase activity
Source: RefSeq, a predicted model, not a curated record
AUAAGGGGGCUAUUCUCGUAAUUUAAACGAGUGUGUGAUGCAUGUUUGUCCACGUAAUGCAUAAACUGUUCCUUAAAACCUCGAAGAGUGUUCUCCAAGCUCUGCCAUCUGGCAUCUUUGCUCGUAAAGAGGUCUUCUUCUAAUCUUCUAUCAUGUCCUCUAAACUGGUAGAUAUGGCAGAGAAGCUUAUGCAAGCGGUUCAAUACAAUGGUUAUGGCGGAGGUGCUUCUGGCUUAAAGCAUGUUGAAGUUCCAAUUCCUAAUCCAAACAAAGAUGAGAUAUUGUUGAAAGUUGAAGCAGCAAGUAUAAACCCAUUUGAUUGGAAAGUUCAAAAAGGCAUGCUCAGGCCUUUUUUGCCUCGCAAGUUCCCCUAUACACCUUGCAAUGAUGUGUCAGGAGAAGUUGUUGAUGUUGGAGCAGGUGUUAAAAAUUUCAAAACUGGUGACAAAGUUAUUGCUAUGCUUAACCCUCUUAUUGGAGGUGGACUAGCUCAGUUUGCUGCAGCCAAGGAAAGCAUAACGGUCACUAGGCCACGAGAAGUGUCUGCAGCUGAUGCUGCAAGUUUGCCUGUAGCCGGUCUAACAGCUCUCCAAGCCCUCUCUCAAUCUGCUGGAGUGAAGCUCGAUGGAAGUGGCCAACCAGUGAACAUUUUGGUCACUGCAGCCUCAGGUGGCGUUGGUCAUUAUGCAGUUCAACUAGCAAAGCUUGGCAACACACAUGUGACAGCUACAUGUGGGGCUCGAAAUGUCAAGCUCGUGAAAAAGUUAGGCGCGGAUGAGGUUCUCGAUUACAAGACACCAGAAGGGGAAGCCUUGAUUAGUCCCUCGGGUCGAAAAUAUGAUGCAGUAAUCCACUGUGCAACAGACAUUCCUUGGUCAAUUUUUGAGCCUAAUUUGAGCACAAAUGGUAAGGUAAUAGAUAUUACUCCCGGACUUAGUUCCAUGGCAACUUUUGCUUUGAAAAAGCUUACCUUUUCGAAAAAGCAAUUGGUACCAUUAUUUCUAAAUCCCAAGGGUGAGAACUUGGAUUACCUUGUUAAGUUAGUUAAAGAAAAAAAGCUCAAGACAGUGAUUGACUCAAAAUAUCCAUUAACCAAAGCUGAGGAUGCUUGGGCUAAGAGUAUGGAUGGUCAUGCAACAGGGAAGAUUAUUGUGGAGCCUAAAUGAUAUGAUCAGAUGAAAUUUGAGUGAUUUAAGGGAGGAGAAUACAUUCUUUAUUUUAUUUUAUUUUAUGAUGAAUUAAUGUAAAUAAAAAUAAGCUAUAGACACAGCAGAACAAUAUACUGAUUGUCUGGCUUUAUAUUUUACUAUCUUGAUCUUGAAUUACUGAUCAUGAUUCUUAGUUUUAUGUUAUUUUGGGGGGAAAUUUACCAAAUUAACAUCAUAAAAUUGUAAAAUUUGCAAAAUGACUACAUUAAUGGUCGCAAAAGAAAUGUUUUAUAGUUUUUUUGAUAACAAGAAA